GUCGUGGAGGUGGGGAGGGGGGCAGUAUGUUACCUUUCGAGGAGCAAAUCGUGUCGGAUCUCAUGGAGGACCCGAACGGGGGCUUGGUGGUGCUCUCCUCGGGCCUCCCCCUCUCCUCCCUCGUCGCCUCCCUCCUCCUCCUCCACCACCCCUCCCGUGGCUCCCUCCUCAUCCUCUCCGCCUCCGACUCCCAAAAAUCCUCCAUCUCCCGCUGCCUCCUCCUCCUCCAAAACCCUAACCCUAAUCUCCCCUCCGACGUCCCCGGCGACCUCCCCUCCCACCACCGCGCCGCCCUAUACUCCAGCGGCGCCGCCCUCUUCGUCACCCCCCGCAUCCUCGUCGCCGACCUCCUCACCUCCCGCUGCGUCCCCUCCGCCGUGGCCUCCCUCCUCAUCCUCAACGCCCACCGCCUCUCCGACACAUCCACCGAGGCCUUCAUCGCCCGCCUCCUCCGCGCCCAGCCCAACUCCCCCUUGAUCCCCGUCCUCGCCUUCUCCGAUCGCCCCCACGCCAUGGUCUCCGGGUUCGCCAAGGCCGAGCGCGUCAUGAAGUGCCUCUUCGUCCGCCGCCUCCACCUCUGGCCCCGAUUCCACGUCCUCGUCUCCGCUGACCUCGAGAAGGAACCCCCGGAGGUUGUAGAUAUUAGGGUUCCGAUGAGCCCCGCCAUGAAGGGGAUCCAAUCGGCGGUGCUUGAGGCCAUGGACGCUUGUCUCAAGGAGCUGAGGAGGACGAACAAGGUCGAUGUGGAGGAUCUCACCGUUGAGAAGGGGCUCUUCAAGUCCUUUGAUGAGAUCGUCAGGAGGCAGCUCGAUCCCAUCUGGCACACUAUUGGGAAGAAGACGAAGCAGCUCGUGAGCGAUCUCAAAACCCUAAGAAAGUUGCUUGAUUACCUUGUGAGGUAUGAUGCUGUGACGUACUUAAAGUAUUUAGAUACACUUAGAGUGUCUGAAGGAGUUCGGUCUGUUUGGAUCUUUGCUGAUUCGAGCCAUAAGAUAUUCGAGCUUGCAAAGAAACGGGUUUAUCAGGUGGUGAGAGCAGAUGACAUGAAAAUCAGUACGGAUAAUAAGACCACCCCGGGGAAGAAGAGGAGGAUGAUUAACGAUGAGAAGGAGAAAGAAAUUGAAAAGGAAGCUUCUUCUAGUAAGGCAGGUGAUAGGAAGAUAGAUGCCAGUGGUGGUAUUGUGUUGGAGGAAGUUCUGGAAGAAGCACCUAAAUGGAAAGUGUUGCGUGAGUUGCUAGAAGAGAUAGAAGAAGAACGGAGGAAGGAAAAGCAAUCAACAGGACAGCCUAUGCCUGAAGCCGCAAGUGAUAGUAGUGACAUUGUUUUGGUGGCUUGUAAAGAUGAACGAUCAUGCUUGCAGUUGGAAGAGUGCAUCUCAAAAGGGCAACAUCAGGUUAUGCGCGAAGAGUGGGGGAAAUAUUUGCUUGGCAAAGCUGAAUUGCAUGGAUUGCGAAAACGUAACAGGAAAAAAUCUCAGGAACCUAAAGGAUUUGGUGUACUUGAUGGAAUGAUUGCCAGUGGAUCUAGUGAGAAUGCUCAACCUAGCAGCAUCAGCAAGCUGGAGAACGAUGCCCUACUAGCUGCAGCUUCAGAGAUAAGCAAUUUAGCCAAAGAAGAAAUUGAGGUUGGAGAUAAUCCUAAAAUCAACUCUAGAAGAAAGGUUGGAAAAGGAAGAGGAACAGGGAGAGGAAAAGGGAAGUCAAGAAAAGCCAUUACCAAUGUACAAGCUCCUGGAAAUAAAAGAAAAAAGAGUGCGGAAAAUGAUAAAAUCCAACCAAUUAGUGCAGAAACUGAAGGUCCUCCCAGCAAUAGUGACAGACCACUUGAAGGGACUUCUCAUGAGUCUGGUUUGGAGGAUCUCAUGGAUCUUAAGCCGCUGCCCCCAGUGCAAUUUUAUGCUUUGGACAGUGAUCAACAUAUAUUUAAUGUAUUGAAGCCAUCUGUAAUUAUCGCCUAUCAUCCAGAUAUGACCUUCGUUAGAGAAAUUGAAAUAUACAAGGCUGAGAAUCCAACAAAGAAGCUGAAAGUUUAUUUUCUAUUUUAUGAAGAUUCCACUGAGGUGCAAAAGUUUGAGGCUAGCAUACGUAGGGAAAAUGGCGCAUUUGAAUCUUUAAUUAGACAGAAGUCCCUAAUGAUGAUACCUGUGGAUCAGAAUGGUCGAUGCAUCGGACCAAGUGCUAGCAAUGAGGUACAGUCAAUUAACUUACCAAACUCGGCAACAAGAAAGGCUGGUGGAAGGAAGCCAUUAGAAAAAGAAAUGCAGGUUAUAGUGGAUAUGAGGGAGUUCAUGAGCAGUCUCCCUAAUGUUCUCCACCAGAAAGGCAUGCGAAUAAUACCCGUAACUCUGGAAGUUGGGGAUUAUGUUCUUUCACCUUUGAUUUGUGUUGAACGCAAAAGUAUUGGCGACUUGUUCCAAAGCUUUGCCUCAGGCCGUCUCUAUAAUCAGGUUGAAACAAUGAUUCGGUAUUAUAGGAUACCAGUGCUUCUCAUAGAAUUCUCUCAGGAUAAGAGCUUCUCCUUUCAGUCUGCCAAUGAGAUUGGCGAUGAUGUUUCACCAACAAACAUAAUUUCAAAGCUCUCAUUGCUUGUUCUUCAUUUUCCUCGAUUGCGCCUUGUCUGGUCUCGUAGCGUGCAUGCGACGGCAGAGAUAUUCGCAUCCCUCAAGGCGAACCAGGACGAGCCUGACGAGACCAAGGCCAUGAGAGUAGGUGUGCCAUCCGAAGAUGGCAUUGUCGAAAAUGACGUAAGAGCUGAGAACUACAACACGUCGGCGAUCGAGUUCCUGAGGCGUCUACCAGGGGUGACAGAUUCAAAUUAUAGGGCGUUGAUGGACAAUUGCAAGAACUUGGCUGAGCUGGCGCUCCUUCCUGUUGAGAGACUAGCGGAAUUAAUGGGGGGUCAAAAAGCGGCUCGGACGCUGAAAGAGUUUCUCGACGCCAAGUGCCCAACCAUGCUAUAGUUUCACCUGCGAAAUUUCAUCUUUCAAACCUUUCAAUGACUUGGGUGCUGAUAAAUUUCCCGAGGUGGAGGGCUUUCCUCCAAAGCCAAAGGUAAGAUAUCGAAAUUGCUCAUAUUAUUUUCUGAUAGAUAGAAAUACUUAUAUGCGAAGCAGUAACUAAUUGCCUGUAAACGGGAAAAUCAUCAACUCUCUGUGUUUUUCCCCUUAGCUGAUUACGAUUGGUGUAAAAUAUUCGUCCAGUAGUUCGUCGAGCACUCUGAUUUUAUUGUUGAGGUAAUACUUUUCAUUGUCAUUCAACUUUUUAUGUUCGCAAUAUUUGAAAUUCUUUUUUAGCUCAAGAUGAUUUUGCCCCUGUA
Messenger RNA from Ananas comosus (pineapple), 3316 nucleotides. RefSeq names its product DNA repair endonuclease UVH1. The record is from RefSeq and is a predicted model, not a curated record. Gene Ontology annotation, biological process: double-strand break repair via homologous recombination; nucleotide-excision repair involved in interstrand cross-link repair; resolution of meiotic recombination intermediates. Gene Ontology annotation, molecular function: single-stranded DNA binding; single-stranded DNA endonuclease activity; damaged DNA binding. Lineage: Eukaryota; Viridiplantae; Streptophyta; Magnoliopsida; Poales; Bromeliaceae. Bases 27 to 2960 code for a protein of 977 amino acids. Gene Ontology annotation, cellular component: nucleotide-excision repair factor 1 complex. The transcript is spliced from 9 exons.